This is a messenger RNA of Gopherus flavomarginatus (Mexican gopher tortoise), 5468 nucleotides long. RefSeq names its product ring finger protein 4 (gene RNF4). The transcript is spliced from 8 exons. The record is from RefSeq and is a predicted model, not a curated record. Gene Ontology annotation, molecular function: transcription factor binding; zinc ion binding. NCBI's taxonomy places the organism in Eukaryota, Metazoa, Chordata, Testudines, Testudinidae. Gene Ontology annotation, biological process: positive regulation of transcription by RNA polymerase II. Bases 2027 to 2659 code for a protein of 210 amino acids.
CUGUAACUCAGAUGGCUAAAAGUUCAGACUUCCUGGAAUGAAUCAUCUCUGGGUUAUAACCAAGCAGGAAAAGUUGUAGCCCCAAAGAACAAUUUUUUUCAACAUUAUCAAAGAAAAUGGGGUUGUAAUUAUAUGAGAUUCCAUAUGUAACCUUAACUGUAGGGUUUGCUUCCGUAAAUGGAAAAGCUGUAUACUGUUGUUCUGUGUUCAGAGAACUUUAUCAAAUAAGACGCUUACCAGAAAAUUAACCUUUGGCUGUUGUAGCAAUGCUUCUCCACUUUGCUGUUAUGAAAACUUAUGUAGCAGUAGUGAAGUACUAAAGAUGAAUCAUAAUGCUGCAUUUUUAUCCUUGGUUUGUAAGGCUCUGGUACUUUGCUGUUUGAAUCAAGGUUGUAUAGAGGAUGGGGGGAAAAGAUCUUACCCAGUGUGAAGAAGCUGCCAUUAAACAUAACAGGAAACUAUAAGCUUAUGCAACUGAAUUCUUAUUUAUCAUUCUGUUAACCACAAAUUUGCAGAGGGAAAUAUAUAUUACUACUAAGAGUGCUAUUGUAUGAGUUAGUAGUUUUUUUUCUAGUUUUUCCUGAAGUAAGUUUCAAAAUAACUGUAUUUAAACCGCUUUUGAGUGCGUAUUUGGAAGCCUUUGCUAAUAUCAAUGUAUCCACUCAAGUAGUUAUUUUCAAUCUAUUAGUCCUAAACUGAAAGACACUUAAAAGUUCGAAUAAUUGCAGAGAGACUUCAGAAGAAAGUGAGCAACUGAGCUCAAAUCUGAACUUUGCAGGUAUAACAAACAAAGAUUCUUUAAAUUAUGUUUUGAAGCUUCAUCUUUAAAUGUCUCCUAAUUAAGCUUGUCUACAGUUUUACAGGUGCAAGCUUUACAGUUCUCCUGGCAUGAAUAAAUAUCUUCUACAUGUCAGUUUAGAAGCUGGUGUAAUGAGGAUUUAAAAAAUAUAGGCAGGAUAGGGUUUUGGAACUUGUUUCCUUUUGAGUUCCACUCUGUUGAGCUGGCUUGUGUUGGUGCUGACCCACUCUGAUAUGAUGGCAGUUUCUCAGAUAUAGCCAUCUCCAUAAUACAGUCAUCAACUCUGCUUCCAUUGAGAGUUUUGGCAGGAAUUCCCAAAGGUAAUCAGAUUUGAUCCUGUGGCAACUGCAGAUGUGCCUCAGGCACACCACUCUUCAAUACCUAUUCUUUUGAAUGCUUGCUCAUGUUCAUUCCGUAUUAGGAGUGUGUGCUCGCCACAUGCACCAGUGCUGGAAGUUUUUCCCUUAGCAGUAUCUGUAAGGUACCAGCUCUGGUCCCCUCUGGAGUGGCACCCACAUGGCAUGAUACAAGGAGUGCCAUUUGCUCCCCCCACCCUCAGUUCCUUCUUCCCGCCAGCGACGGUGCUUGAACGUCUGCUGCUUCGACUAGUGUUAAUUGUUCUCCGUUCUUGCAAACUUUGCAGAACCUGUAAUUUAGUUGUGUAUAUAGCUAGUAGUUGAAUUAGUUACCCUUAAUAGUAGUUCUUAAAGCCUUCCCCAGGCUUUAAGCCCUGCAGUUGCUGCCCAUACCUAUCAGCAAUCCCCAUAGUAGUCAUCUUAGGUACUUGGGUGAAGGGCAUAUAAGCAACAAGUGUCAUAUGCAACAAGUGUCAUAUUUGAAAGUCCUUCAAACCCAGGACUAAAAAGGAGCAUGACAACUGCCUUUGAGCACUGACUCAGUACUGAGCAUGGGUGUGGAGUGUCCAGCUGGUACCAUCCAUGGGCUGGCACCAUUCCGCCCUGCAUGGCUCUAGCCAAGAACCCGAAGAAGACCGAGGGGACGAUCUCCUACAUCCUGCAAGAGAAAGGAGAGGGCUGGGGGCAAGCCAAGACCCAUGCUGGGCAGUUCAACACUCCUCUCCCACCCCCCCACCCCACCCCCUGGAAGUCAGGCUCCAGCCCAAGGUUUGGAAGAGCAACAUUCUAAGAUACUGAAAAAUCUGGACUUUUAAUUGUAUACUUCCUAAAGAAAUAUAAGGCGUUGAAAAUUGUAGCCUCCUUGCAGUAUAUGGUAUCUGUACCUCUUACUUUUUUCUGUAUUUUAUAUUCAAGAAACACCAUGAGCACAACGCAAAGAAAACGUCGUGGAGGAGCCAUCAAUUCUAGGCAAACUCGAAAACGAAACAGACUGGUAGCUUCAGCUACAGAAAUGGCUUCAGAAGCAGAGCCAAUAGAACUUGAAGAAAGUGCUGGUGAAGAAGUAGUAGAUCUCACAUGUGAAUCUUCUGAACCUGUAGUAGUUGAUCUAACUCACAAUGAUUCAGUUGUGAUUGUUGAAGAGAAUCAACGUGAGAGAAAUCUAGGGUUAAGAAGCCAACAGCAGUCUGACAGCUGUGUAUUAAGUAGUGAUGAUGAAGAUGAAUCAAGAGAUAAUGAUGUAUACGUAACAAACAAGGUGUCUGGAGAAUUAGGAACACUGGAGGAUGAAACUGCAAGUUCAAGGCCUUCAGGUACCGUUAGUUGUCCAAUUUGCAUGGAUGGAUACUCAGAGAUUAUACAAAGUGGACGACUUAUCGUGUCAACCAAAUGCGGCCAUGUCUUCUGUAGUCAGUGCCUCCGUGACUCCCUUAGAAAUGCUAACUCUUGCCCAACUUGUAGGAAAAAACUCAAUCACAAACAGUACCAUCCAAUUUAUAUAUAAGCACUUGAAUUCUUCUCAGGACAACCUCAACUGGAUCUUGAUGAAAAUGUCAUGCAUUUGUGAUGCCUUGAAGAUUAAAGGAGCAACAGGUUGCCCACCCAGUUGUUGUAAGAUGGAUUUUUGGAGAAUUAACUUGUGCAUAUCUAAACAGCUUUCUUAUGGUCCAGUCAUACUGUCAAAAGUAGCUUGUUCGUGUUAAAAGUUCUUGAAGGUCUGCAAACACAGGUUGGUAUGUGUCACCAAUGAAGCAGCUGAUCUGUUUCCUUUUACUUCUUUUGAAGUGCUUGAACAUGAGUUCUGGAUUUUUUUUAUUUCUCAAAUGUUUUUAAUUACUCCUGCCCCUUCCCCGCCCCCCCCCCCAUAAAGUUACAUUGCCUACAAUAUGUAUAAAUGCUUUCAUUUGAAUCUUAUCAUGAUGAGGGUGGCAGGCAGCAAAUUAUUGGAGAGCAUUCUGCAUGUAGUUUUACCUGCAGUGCAGUUUGUCCAAAUAGAAUGAGUUCUGUGCCAGGCAAAAACUUAAUGCAAUAUUAAAUUGUGUACCAGGGUAAUGCAUUGAACAAAUAUGCUGUUAGCCAGCCAAUAAUCUUUCUUUAACUGGAAUUCUUGCAGACGUAUACUUAACGGGCUCUGAGGUGUAGAGUAGAUCACCAAAUUACAGCUUCCAUAAUGUGAAAGUAUUUCGUUUCUGGUAUAUUGUAACUGCCCAAGAAUUAUUUGAUUUGAAUCCCAGUAUUGAAGUGUUUCCUAAUCUGUGGUGAGAUUUCUUACUUUAAUACUGUUCAGUGUUUCCCUAUAAAUAUAGCUGAGCAGUAAAUUUAUGCCUUUUCUCUGGACAUGCUGUUUAUAAAAAGGUUUUCAUCAACUGAAUACCAGACUAGACAAAUCUUGGUCCUCUCUAAAGCAUACCUAGUGUAAUGUUUAAAGUUCAGUACAUUCACUUUGCUGUGUAUUCUGCUUCUAUACUGAAAGGUUUUAGGCAUAUACAGUGCUAACAGUACACUGGUCUGUUUAAUCUUAAAUAUAUUUAAUUUAGGCUUCAGUCACUGGCUUGGUAUUGAUGUUGGGGUAGGAAUGCUGAACAAGUGCAGUCUAAUUGGUCACUCAUUGUCUUGAGGAUUAAAAUGUGCAAUAAAGCUUGUAUAGCUCUUUUAAACUAAACAUUUUGGUCAGGUGCAUGUUUUUUUCAAAAAGCUGCAUCUGAAUCUGCACCGUUAGCCAGUUUGUCAUUUAUUUUCAGGACUGACUGCUGAGUGCUAUUCAAUAGAAUUUUUAUUUCAGCACAAAAUUACAAGGAGAUAUGGUGCCUGGGUGAAUUGAUGCAUUUAACGGUAAUACUUCUAUAUGUGGGCAAGAUGUUAACAUCAGUUUUCUAUGAUCUCUGUACAUACCUUACACUUGGGCCAAUGUUUUGUUCCACGAUACAAUACAAUAUAAUAACUGAAGGCUAAUCUGUGAAACAUGAACAAAAAUAAACUGCCAGCUACUUUGAAUGCUGUUUUAGAAUAAAUUUUUCAGAUUUUUUUACCCUUCCCUUCCCCCCCCCCCCCAAGACUUCUGAAAACAGAAUUUCAAGAGGUAUGUAAUUAACACAUACGUAAUAUUAUCUUACUACUCCACCAGUGGGAGAAUUGAUUGUUUUUAAAUUAAAGAAGCUGCUCUAAUUAGCCAUUUAAACUUUGAAGAGGUGUCUAUCCAAGAAUACACAAUGUUGUGCAGAAUAUGGCCUUUAUGUAGCAAUAUGGUGACUUACCAUGGAGAAAUGUAAUCCUUGCGCUACUCUCAUCCUUAUAUAAUCAGAGAUUGCAUUACAUGGAAAAGCCUGCUGUACUGCAACUUAUGCACCCUGGCAAUACUCUCUAUGUAUUAAGAGGAUAUAAUUGCCAGUAAUUGCUCUCACUUGCACUGAAUUAUUUAAACCUAGUGCUGAAUGAAGACUUACCUAAAAUAUUUUCAUGACAAUGCAAGUAAUUUCUUUAUCUUUUGUUUAUAGAAAAAAACUUUUUUUUUUCUUUUUUCUUUGCAUGUCUUGGAAGACAGACUGAGCAAGAACUUUAUUCUCUUAAAAUUAUUCAGAAGCAUCUGUCACAUGCAGAAAAAGCAGCCCACCAUGACACUGUGUAGUAAUUUAGGGCCACAUACACUCGACUAUUAAAACCUCCCAAUAAUUUAUAAAUUAAGGUAAAUGGCUCUCAUAUCUGAGCCAUCAUACUUAAAUUACUGUGUACCAGGAAGGCAAUAAGAGCAUAUAAAUGUAAAGGAUUAAGUCUGGGGUUGUGGUUGAGUAGCAUGUCCCUACAUCUUUAAUUUGAGUACUAGCCUUAGUUUGAAUUGUGGUUUUUUUUGCACAUUUCCACCAUGUAAAUAUCUCUUUAUAGCUUGCAUAUCAAUAUAUAAACUUACUUGGACUUUAGCUACCACAAACUGUAGAAUAUUCACAACAAAAGUUUUUAACUUUUGUGGUCCUUAUUAAGUGCCACAUUUUGUGUACUUGAAAACAAAUUUUAAACUCUCAAUAUCAAAAUGGCAAAUGUUAAAGUUGCAUUAUAAUUUUAAAAAACUUGAAAUAGAUAUAUUUUAAUUUCCAGUAAAGGCAGUGGCUCAGUAUAGCUUAUGAAAUUUGCAAGAACUGAUUGAUAAUAUAAAGAUUUUUUUGAUUAUGUAAAUGUAUGUUUUUCACUUGUCAUUGUGUAUAGUUCAAAUUUUCCUGUAUUUAAUUGUGUUCAUAUCUGUAUGUCAGAUCUACUUUGGACUCUGCUGGGUAGGCAAAUAAUUCAUUAACAGAUGGAAAUAAAACUAUUAAUUUGUCCAA